Dermatophagoides farinae (American house dust mite) is the source of this 2448-nucleotide messenger RNA. NCBI's taxonomy places the organism in Eukaryota, Metazoa, Arthropoda, Arachnida, Sarcoptiformes, Pyroglyphidae. The record is from RefSeq and is a predicted model, not a curated record.
CAACAACAAUCACCAAUGACAACGGAUGAGAAUGAUAAUAUUUCUCAUUGUCAACAACAACAACAACAACAAAUGCAAAUGAAUACAAAUUUUAUUACUGAUAAACGAAUGAUACAAUAUCCGGUAAUUAAAAAAGAAUGUAAUAAUAAUCAUCGUCAUUCUAUACAUCAUUUACAUCAAAAUUAUUUGGUUAUCGAUACAAAUCAUAGUAAUAGUGUUACUAAAAAAAUUGAUCCAAUAAUGAUUAAUGGACAUCAAAAUAGGCUUAGCCUACCAUAUGUUAGUCUAGUCCCAACAGAUGAUGAUGAUGAUGAUAAUGAUGUUGAUGAUGAUGAAGAUGUUGAAGGUCAAACAUCAGAAGAAAAAAUGGAAGAUGAAUUAAAUUCAUCAUCAUCGUCAUCUUGUUUAAAAAAUGCUGUUGAACCAAUUAAUUGUAAUAAAAUCAAAAUCAUUCGAACACGACCAAAACAAUCGAAAUUUCGAAUUUCAUUUAUGGUUCUAUUCAAAUCCUGUUUCUGUCGUGGCCCAAUGAUGAUGCGAGUAUUUUCGGCAUUAUUUUUUGCAAUAUCAUCAUUCUUAUUGGUUGUAAUCAACAAAAUUAUCUUGACAACCUAUCAUUUUCCUUCUGUAAUGAUUGUUGGUUUAGGCCAAGUGUUGGCCACUAUUAUUGUACUGAAUAUUUGUCGCCGUAUUGGUCUUAUUAAAUAUCCAUAUUAUUCACGUGAUGUGAAUGUUAAAAUAUCACCAUUGCCGAUAUUUUUUUUCGGCAAUUUAGUUGCCGGUCUUGGUUCAACUAAACGUUUAAAUCUUCCAAUGUUGACCGUGUUACGACGAUUCACCAUUCUAAUGACAAUGAUUGGUGAAUAUUAUAUUCUAGGUAUAACACAAUCUAUGACUAUUAAAAUGACCGUUUUCAUGAUGAUCGGUGGUGCCAUAAUUGCAGCCAGCAACGAUCUGGCAUUCGAUAUGAUGGGUUAUGUUUGUGUAUUGCUCAACGAUAUUUUUUCCACUUUUAAUGGUAUAUACAUGAAAAAGAAACUUGAUUCAAGGGAUUUAGGCAAAUAUGGAAUUCUAUAUUAUAAUGCUUUAUUCAUAUCGAUACCAUUAUUUCUAUUAUCAUUAUGUGUGGAUGAUUGGCGACAAUGUUUUCUUGAAUUUGAACGCUUGAAUUCACCUUGGUUUGUAUUGGCAUUUUUAAUGUCCAAUAUAAUGGGAUUUGUAUUGAUGUAUUCAACGGCAUUAUGUACACAAUAUAAUUCGGCAUUAACAACAACCAUUGUUGGCUGUUUAAAGAAUAUUCUAGUGACAUUUAUUGGAAUGUACAUUGGUGGUGAUUAUAUAUUUUCUAUUGUAAAUUUUAUCGGCCUUAACAUAUCGAUGAUUGGCAGUCUUAUAUAUUCGUAUGUGAUAUUUGUGCACAAAUCUUCUCAAUCAUCAUCAUCAUCAUCAUCAACAACAUCGUCAACAACAACAACAAUGUCAUCAUCAUUGCCGGAUUCUAAAAAACAAUCAACAGUGAAAGAAUAAUGUCAACCAGUCAGUCAGUCAGCCAGUCAGUCAGUCAGUCAAGAGAAUUAAUAUAUAACAAUUUAAAACAUUUAGAGAGAGAGAGAGAGAAAAAAAAAUCAAAAUACAUCAGAAUCAAUAAAAAAAAAAACGAAUGAUCGAAGUGAAAGAGAAAGAGAUAUUACCCGAUUACAUUUGAUCUUUGAUUCAAUUCAAUUCAAUUUGAUUCGGUUUCUCUCUCUCUCUCUCUCUCUCUCCCAACGGCAAAUUCCAAUGUAUAAAUGGUUUGGUUGUCUUACACUUUUACUUACACAACACACACACACACACACACACACACACACGAAUACGACAAACUUUGGUCAGAUAUAUUUUUUUUUCUAUAUGUUUCUUUUCCUUGUCAUGUUACAUGUUAUAGAUUAUGUUUCUGCAAACGAUCAAAUAUAAAAAACAUACAUACAUACAUACACACACAUACACAAUAGGACAAAAAAAAUAGAUUUUUCUUGCCAUUUUUUUUUUUUUUUUAUUCUUGCUGUCUUCAUAUUUGAAAGCUUUUCUUUUUUUUGUGACCAAUUUUUUUCAUUCAUUCAUUCAAUGAAUGGAAAAUAAAUUGAUUAUAUAUUGUGCCCGAUAUAUAUAAAAAAAAGAUCUUAGCAUUACACACAAUCAUCAAACAAGAAAAAAAAUUGCCAAACAAAACACGAUGACAUCCAUAUCGUGAAUGGCCAGUGUGUGAUAAGAACAAAAACAAAAAAAUGCCAUACGGAUAUAUGAUGAUGAUGAUGAUUUGAUUGUAACAAUUUCAAUUUUUCAAUUCUGCAGUUCUGUUUUUAAAUUUCAUUUUUUUUCUCAAUUUUUUUUUGCUUACCACUUAUUCUAUACAUAUUCUUAUAUUAUUUACAUAUGAAUAAAUGUUGUCAAAUUUUCACUUUUGCUCAA